Molecule: messenger RNA, 693 nt
Organism: Adineta steineri
Lineage: Eukaryota; Metazoa; Rotifera; Eurotatoria; Adinetida; Adinetidae
Source: the annotation of a GenBank genome assembly
AUGUUUCGAUAUAAUCCAGAAGAAGCAGGCGCUUUUGAAGGAGAUAUUAUACUUCCGCCAAGAACUCGUGGUGUUGGAGAGAAAGUUAAGGCAGCAAGAUGGACAAAUGGCAUCGUACCAUAUAUGAUGAAACCUGGUGACUUCAACGCAGGACAAGAGGCAGUUAUUGUCCAAGCAAUGCGCCGGCUUGAGCAAUCUGUAGCGGUCAACAGCAAACUCUGUGUUCAAUUUAGACCAAAAAUCGUCACUGAUAAACACUUUAUUACAAUUAAAGAUGGUGCCGGAUGUACCAGUAGUGUCGGACAGAACUGGCAUAGUGUGAAAGAACUUACCCUGGGUAGCGGCUGCAUUCAUGAAGGAACCAUUAUGCAUGAAUUACUACAUACUUUAGGAUUCUGGCAUGAACAGUCUCGUCCCGAUCGUGACAACUAUGUUACAGUUCAAUAUGCGAACGUUCAGAAAGGAUUGGAGCAUGCUUUCAAUAAAUACACAACGACUGUUGAUACACUUGGAACGCCCUAUGACUACCAAAGUCUGUUGCAUUAUGGAACAGAUUAUUUCACUUCCAACGGAAAACCGACAUUAGUACCAAAAGAUCCGUUAGCUGUAAUUGGUCAACGAAACAACCUAAGUAGUAUCGAUAUACAAGAAGUUCGACUCUAUUAUCAAUGUAUCGGUUCGUCUGGGAAAUAA